Fomitiporia mediterranea MF3/22 is the source of this 515-nucleotide messenger RNA. RefSeq names its product fungal hydrophobin. The record is from RefSeq and is a predicted model, not a curated record. Gene Ontology annotation, molecular function: structural constituent of cell wall. The coding region runs from base 64 to 414 and encodes 116 amino acids. Gene Ontology annotation, cellular component: fungal-type cell wall. The transcript is spliced from 4 exons. NCBI's taxonomy places the organism in Eukaryota, Fungi, Basidiomycota, Agaricomycetes, Hymenochaetales, Hymenochaetaceae.
CUCGCAUCUAUUCUCCGAGUUAUAUUCGACUUUCGUUUUCUCGUCCCAUUCGCUACAUACAAAAUGUUUGCGUUAAAGGCUGCCUUUAUCCUGUCUGCUUCUACCGCAGUGUUUGCCCACCCUCUUAUUCGUGCUCGAACUGAAGGCGGGAGCAAGUGUUCGUCUGGCUCUAUGCAGUGCUGCGACUCAAUCGCCCCCGCCGGUUCCACUGGAGAUAGUUCGCUCGGUGGCCUAAUCCCCGUCAACCUUCAGGGACUUAACGUUCCGAUCGGAGUGAACUGUAAUCCGGUGAAUGUCCCUGGACUCGGGACAUCGGGAACCUGUUCAACGCAGACCGCAUGCUGCGAUAACAACAAUAGUUCGGGCCUCAUUCCUCUCGGUAUCAACUGCUCCCCGAUAAACGCCGGCCUCUGAUCGCCUACUAUCUUCAAAACAUGCGUUUAUAACUUUAUACUUGAACGCGUCCAUUCAUUUUAGUACAACUUGAUAUCCUUCGCCUAUUCGUUUGAUACCCC